Plasmopara halstedii is the source of this 3396-nucleotide messenger RNA. RefSeq lists its product as hypothetical. The record is from RefSeq and is a predicted model, not a curated record. Gene Ontology annotation, molecular function: ubiquitin protein ligase activity. NCBI's taxonomy places the organism in Eukaryota, Oomycota, Peronosporomycetes, Peronosporales, Peronosporaceae. The transcript is spliced from 9 exons. Gene Ontology annotation, biological process: protein polyubiquitination; ubiquitin-dependent protein catabolic process. The coding region runs from base 1 to 3396 and encodes 1131 amino acids.
AUGUUUUUACGCGACAACGAGCUGGCUCGUGGGGGUCGGGUCCGGCGGGAUGACCGCACGCGUGUGCUUCAACUGGCAAGAGAGCAGCGAAAAGAACGGGAACGGCGUCAUGAGCACGAAAAGGCUGCAAAAGUUUUGCAUGCGUUUGUGCGUGGGCGUCUUACUGCACGACGAGUGCGGACACUCACGCGCAUUGAGUUUGACCAAAAACUGAGCGACAUUUGUAAUUUAAAGACCAUUUUACAGCUUCCCAAUAUGCCUUUGUCUUAUCAUGUGCUCUUUGAGUUGCUGCAAUUACUUCAAUCUUUUUAUACAAAAAGUGUCGACGAUGUGCAAAGAUUGCAGCACUUUAGUUUAUUGUUCAUUGACGCUCUAGCUGCUGCUAAGGAUGGAAUACAGAAAAAUGAAGGAAAAGAGAGAGAGUGGAAGCUGCAACGACUUGUUGACAUGUGUUUACAAUGCGGCACUUGCUCAGCUUCAGUCAAUACUGUGACGGGGUUACAACUUGUUAGAAUGCUAAUGGACUUGCUACCAGAGGUGAAGCAAUACUUGUUGUCGGGUCAAUUGACUGUGAUGUCACAACAAGUUGGAAAGAUGCUGUAUAGUGAGAUGCCAAGCGCCUCAGUGAUUCGAAUUAUUCGACAAGAGUUUUUACUCGCAAGAAAUCAAUUAUUGUAUGCAUCUUGUACGAAGGAAUCGAGCCAUUGUAAUGCUUUGAUGGAAUUUGUGGUGCAUUUGCUUACGAUGACGAGUGAAAUUCAAGAAGCGUUUGUGAUGGAAAUUCUCUCUGUUCCACUUUUAAAUCAAAUCGUUGCAGCUGAUCGACUGCUCCAGCUCACCAACUUGUCUCUCUGGGUCAGACUAUUGCGUGCUGGAUUGCAAUUGUCAGUAUUUGAUAUUCCCGCAUCGCCCGUUUCAGGAAUUGCAUCAGAAGCGUGGCUUCUCGGAAAUAUUCUUUGGUUAUCUGAGCGUGUGGAAAGUAAAAGUGACGCGAUCGUCUUGAGCGAAGUUCAGCUUUUAUCUAAGCUUCUGCAGUCAGUGCCUCCAGUAACUUAUGCUGCAUCUGGCGUAGCAGUUUCAUGGACAAAAGUUUCAGAGUCUCACUCGGUGCCCGUGGUGUUUCCGGACGCUUUGAAUGAGCAGCUCCGAAUUCUGGUACAUGAUCAGUACUUGCGCGCAAUGUGCAAUCAUCUUCUUUCAUUUUCGCCGAGCGCUCUGCGCCAUCCGCUAGCAACUCAGCGCCCGAUACCAAUGUACCCUGAAGCAUCAACGAUCGCUGAGCAAUUCGGUUUUGGUGAUAUCGCUUCUGCCUCAUCAUUAUCAACGUCACUUUCAAUUACAUGGCAGAAAGUGAAAUCAAUCGGAAAAGCGACAUGGGCCCGUAACUUAUUACAGAAAGCGGGGUUGCGGCGUAGACAAGAUGACAGUGGAGAACGGUUUAUCGUUGAUGAGAAAUUGCAGUUUACGAAUACCUCGAAAGAAAUGCAGCAGCAGGUUGACGAUGACCAAGAGCCAGCAGCCCCUAUAGCUCAGCAUGCAGCGACUGCAAUGCUCUCAAAAGCUCAAGGUCCUUUUGAACUUGAAAAGGUUAAGGCUCUAUCCUGUCUAUGCGGGACAUUUCUAUUUCGAUGGGGGAAUGAUGGCGGUAAGCGACAAUCGUAUGCCAUGCGUCUACUCAAUACGCUGGCAUUCUACCAUGUCGAAACUGUCAAAAGUGAGGAAAAUGCAACGCAAUGCGUCUCUCUGGUAGAGAUGCUGUGGUGUGUAUUGCAAGACACUAAAAACUUUGAAGUGUAUGCGCGGAAUGUCGAUUUGAUCCAUGCACGUAGUUCUGACCCGUACGUGUGCAUGUUGUUGCUGUUUUGCAUGUCGUACGAACACCUGUUGGUCGUAAUGGAUGAUGAAGAGAUGUACGAACAAGAGUAUCCACUGCCGCUAUGUCAAAUCGAGCGGAUCGUACUGAGUCUAAAGCAUGCGCUUUAUGAAGCGUAUUGGACGUACGCUCAUCUCGCACCUUCGACUGAGUCCGUUGCAUUUGGUAUGUUUGUCGUCGAAAUGGGGACUCGGUUGAUGCGAGUUCUUUAUAAUCGAUGUUCUCGGCAGCCUUUUUGCAACGUCACGAGCUGGAUCAUUGCCGAGCUUAAUAGUAGCCAAUUGAUUGAAGAGGUUCUGUUUGGAACCCCGCGAGCAAACAAGCUCAUUCAAUCGAUGCCGUAUCUUGUACCUUUUAGUGAACGAGUCAAACUAUUUCAACGCCUUGUCAAGUCCGACAAAGAGAUACACCAAAACGAAAACUCCUCAGUCUACCGCAUUCGAAUUCAUCGUAGUGCUAUUCUUCAAGAUGGUCUACGAAAAUUAAACACGAUUCGAGCAAAUCUGAAAAAGCGCAUUAAUGUGGUAUUUGUGAAUGCUGCUGGACGUGAGGAAAUGGGAAUUGAUGCGGGUGGUCUCUUCAAAGAGUUUUGGCUGGAUUUGUCGACACUAGCGUUCGAUCUGCAGUAUGGCCUUUUCCUAACUACUCACGAUGAAUUGCUUUAUCCAAACCCUAGUUCAGCUUCCGGUCACUUUUCGCGUGAAAGCGACCACUUAACAAUGUUUCAAUUUGUUGGUCGAAUAUUGGGAAAAGCUCUUUAUGAAGGUAUUGUGGUUCAGCCGAAAUUCGCCCACUUUUUUCUUUCAAAACUUUUGCAUUCAUUCAAUCACUUGAAUGAGCUGCCGUCAUUGGAUCCUGAAAUUUACAGGAAUUUGAUGUUUCUCAAGUCGUAUGAAGGAGAUGUCGAGGAUCUUGGUCUAACGCACACGAUUGUUCAGGAAGUAUUUGGUGAGCAGAAGGAGAUUGAGAUUAUUCCUGGUGGUGGGAAUAUACCUGUGACGAAUCGGAACAAAACGCGGUACAUCCAUCUUGUUGCAAAUUACUAUCUUAACACUCAGAUCCGUGAACAGUGUGCAGCUUUUCGAAUGGGAUUAUCGGAUCUGAUUGACCCACGCUGGCUUCAGAUGUUUAAUGAGCCUGAAUUACAAGUGCUUAUUUCUGGAAAAAGCGGUAAGAUCGACGUUGACGACCUCCAGGCGAAUACUCGGUACACCGGUGGCUAUUACGCUAUGGACAAACGUGUAGCAUGGUUGUGGCAAGCAUUAGCGAGUUUUACGCCGUCUGAACAGGCAGCGUUCUUACGCUUUACAACGAGUUGUCAACGCGCUCCGUCACUAGGCUUCGCCUCGCUCACCCCGCAGUUUUGCGUUCAAAAGGUUUCGGUUCAAAACGACGACGAGCUUCUGCCGAGCUCUUCGACGUGUUUCAACACAUUAAAACUUCCCACAUAUUCUUCGUAUAAGGUACUACGUGCUAAACUGCUUACGUCCAUCUCAGCCGGCGCUGGAUUCGAGAUGACAUAA